This is a messenger RNA of Trachymyrmex cornetzi, 1099 nucleotides long. RefSeq names its product THAP domain-containing protein 1-like. The coding region runs from base 86 to 1099 and encodes 337 amino acids. NCBI's taxonomy places the organism in Eukaryota, Metazoa, Arthropoda, Insecta, Hymenoptera, Formicidae. The transcript has 2 exons. Gene Ontology annotation, molecular function: sequence-specific DNA binding. The record is from RefSeq and is a predicted model, not a curated record.
ACGUGGCAUAUUCCUAACCUAUAAUGUACAUGACUUUAUAACGCAUAAGUAAACAAUUAUAGUUAUAGGUAAUAUCUAGAUAACAAUGCCAGGCUGCUGUGUGCCAAAAUGUAAAAAUUCGGCUGCUAAAGGAUUUAUGAUGAAACAUUUCCCAAGAAAUCCAGACAGAAGGGCUCAAUGGGCAGCGAUUAUUCCACGAGCGAAUUGGGUACCCACGGAUUGUAGCUGUAUUUGUGAGAUUCAUUUUUCACCGGAAAUGUGGGAAAAACCACAAAGUGAUGGUAAAAGAAUCCUGAAAUGUAAUGCAAUUCCAAAUAUGUUUGAGUCAUGUCUUGAAACAAUUGUUGCAUCCGGACAAAAUACUGAAUUAAUACAAUCAGUGCAAACUGUCGAGAUGGACGAGAACCCAAAUCUCGCCAGUAAUGAUAUUAUCGCUCAAGAUCAAGAAGAACCCAUUAAAUCUUUCGUAGUUGCGAUUACUGAAAAUAAACCGAAUUUAUCUUCAUCUAAUCGUGAUGAUAAAAUAGAUUGGAAGAAAAAAUAUGAAGAGCUCAAGGAUUUAUUUCGAAAACGUCAAAAUAAGUAUGAUGCUCUUCUAAGAAAAUGUAAUAGGUUGAAUACGCAUUUGAAAAGACUAAAUACAGAAAAACGAUAUCAGCAUAAGCAAUUAUGUGUAAACACAAAAUUGUACUCCAUAAUUAAAAAAGUAUUCACUAAUGAUCAAAUAAAGGCAUUAGCGAAGAAAACAACACGUAGUUCAAAGUGGUCUGUAGAAACACUUAUAAAAGCAAUUCGACUGAGAAUUGCUUGCGGAGCAAGUGGAUACAAAGAACUUUUGAAACAAUAUAUUCCUUUGCCAUCAUUGCGUACUUUACAAGAAAAACUAGAAACACUUCAUUUUGAACAAGGGAUUUGCGAAGAAAUUUUAAAUAUCUUAAAGGAAAAAGUAAAUAGUUUUGAAAAUGACAGAGAUAAAGAUGCUAUGAUUACACUAGAUAAAAUGAGUAUUAAAAGUGGAACUCAAUUUGAUCCAUCAACUCGAUCAUUGUAUGGACGCAGUUCAUUUUUGAAUAGCAAAGGAGAAAUUGGUAAGAAUUAA